Molecule: messenger RNA, 726 nt
Organism: Chelonoidis abingdonii (Abingdon island giant tortoise)
Lineage: Eukaryota; Metazoa; Chordata; Testudines; Testudinidae
Source: RefSeq, a predicted model, not a curated record
AUGACUGCCAAGGAUGCCCUGAACAAGAAAGACAAACUGGAUGCAGAGAGACAAUCAAAUAAGCAGAGCACAGGCAACAACUGGAAAAAAGAGACAAGAGGGGUCCCAGGGCCAGUCACAGCUGCCGAGCUCGCCCUGCCUGUCCCACUCCCCGGCAUAUUUGGAGCUCCCUACUUGCCCUGCAGCAGAGUGCCAAGGGCAGUGCCCGGCCUUGGCCCCCAGCGUGGAGGCGAGGAGCAGCAACGUGCAGCCCAGCAGCGACUGCAGGGGGCAGGGUGGCCCGGCUCCCAGGUACACCUACACAGGACCCGGGAAGCGCUUCCCCUCCAGCCGCCCCGCCGCUUCGUACUCUUGUCCCUCUUCAGCACCUUCUUCUGCAACGUCUGCUGCCUCGGCUUCGUGGCUCUGGUCUUCUCCUUCAAGGCCAGAGAUCGUAAUGUUCUGGGUGACACUGAUGGAGCAGGAAGCAACGUCAAGACUGUCAAGUGCCUGAACAUCGCAGUCCUGGUAUUGGGCUGCUCGGUAGUGCUUGUGUUCAUCAUCCUGUUAUCAGUAAAACUUCACAGAAGCAGUGUCUGUGGGGACGAUCAGGGUCUACGGUAUCUAAACCACUCCUCAGGAUUCUCCCCAGCUGGAUGACUUCUCCCCAAGCUUCCCUUACUCAGCUCUGCUUGCCUUUGUUCUGCUGUUUAAAUUGUCAAUGGCUGGAGUGCUCAGCUGUUGAGU